CACCAUACCUUCAUUACAUAGGUUCAGCCUCCUUAAUGGGCCAUCAACCCGCAUAGCAAGGAUGGGCGACUCUCCAAGGUCCUUGCAUCCUUGCCCUUCGGCCCAUCGUUGGCCGCUCUCGCUGGCCGCGCCCCGCUCGCAACGUGUCGACGUGGCCUUCCGAGGCCCUCGCAUCCUCAUCGUGCGUCCUUGUCGUACAGGUUGGCUGGACUCGGAUCCCCUUUGGGAGGCCUCUCAUAGGACAUAUGGCAUGAUGGGGCAGCGCAGGGUGACCCUCCUGCUGGUCUGCACUGCCGCCGUGCUCACGGACGGCCUGGCCGUGGACGGCACGGCCGCCUCCCCAGAGGAGCGGCUGCAGCUCGAGGCCGCCGCCGCCGCCGACGCCUCGACGGCCGCCCACGGGCUGGACCACGGUGUCGGCCAGGUGAGCGACGCCAAGAAACAGGUGGGCGCGUUGAAGCCAGAGCUGCCCAUCAUCACCUCGGCGCCAGGAGACACCCAGCGCGUCGGCAGGCCGCUGCCUGCGAGCGCCCAGGUGCCAGUGCGGAGGGCCGCCGGCAUGGUCCAGAUCUUCGUCCUGUGCGUGUGCAUGUACGGCGGCAUCUCCCUGAUGUGGGCUCUCUUCUGGCGCCUACCCGAGGAGCAUGCCUUCAAAGCCCACGGGAGGGUGUUCCUCCUGUGCAUGACCUGGGCGUCCAUGUCGGUCGGCAUGCAGGUGCUGAACAAGACGCUCGUCAGCAAGCUGCAGGCUCCGGCGCUCAUAUCGGUUGGGCAGAUGUGGAUCGCAGUGGUGCUGGUGGGCAUCCCGUCUUAUAAGGAGGUUCUGGACGCCCCCAAGGGACAGUUGCUGAUCUGGCUCAUCGUGCCCAUGUUCUUCGCAGCGAUGCUUUGCACGUCAUGCUACACGUACCAGUACAUGUCCCUGUCCUUCUACACAGUCAUCCGCAACAUGACGCCGCUGAUCGUUCUGCCAGUGGAGCGCACAUUGAUGCCUGCGGACAAGCGUCCGAGGCUGUCUUACAUGGUGCUCAUCUCGAUGUCGCUCAUGUUAUGCGGAACUCUGAUGUACGGCGAAGGGAUCGGGCACGUCUCCGUCAUCGGCUGCGUCUUCGCUUUCACCAACAUGCUACUCGCGGUCUCGGACAGACUCAUCCAGCGGCGCCUCCUGACGACCGAGUGCACUGGGCUGGCCUCCUCGGUCUGCACAGUCACGAAUAACGCGCUCGGCUCCGUACCCGCGCUGCUGCUCGCGGGCGCCACGCACCAGAUCUCCGACAUGGCCUCGCCAGAGAAGCGCGCCUCCUGGACGGACCUCCGUGUCCUCACGCUGCUGGCCCUGUCCGGCGCCAUAGGCAUCGGGAUCUGCUACCUGGGCUUCGAGUGUCAGCGCGCGAUCACGGCGACCUCGUUCUUCGUGCUGCAGAACUUCUCCAAGGUCGUCGUGGUCGUCUGCGGCAUCACCUUCUUCGGGGACCCGAUCAGCUCGCCCCUGGCAGUCGCUGGGCUGGUGCUGAGCAUCGGGGGGAGCUUCUGCUACGGCAAGGCGCAGAUGUCCCUGCAGGAACAGGCCGCGAAGCAGAAGACGCUGGGGACCAAGGCCUCGGGGGGCUCUGGCCCGCACGCCGAGUACCAGUCCCUGGAGCGCAGCAGGAGGCUCCUGGGGUCACUGAACGCCGCCGCGGAGCGGGCCAGGGAGCCCCGCGAGCGCGCCGCGGCGGCGGCCUUCGUGGCGGAGGCCGGCCGCAUGGCGGAGGAGGUGGCCGCCGAGAUGAAGAAGGUGGACGACGCCGAGCUCCCCUUCCUGAAGGGCAUCGAGGGGCUGCCGCUCGCCGAGCUGCAGGAGUCCAUCACCUUGUGCGACACCGUCGGGGAGUCGGCGAAGGUUGCGAUCGCCCAGGCGCAGGAGUGUUUCCGCACCAGGCUCGCCGAGCUCGGCGGCUUCAAGGCCGAUGCCGCCAGGGCCGCGAAGGAGGAGCUGACCAAGCUUGCCGAGCGCGUCACCGAGGCGGCGGAGCUUCUGACCCAGUUCUGGUCCGAGCUGGAGGGGCGGAGGAGGUCGGCUCGCGUGCAGGAGGUGGAGGAAGAAACCGCGGGAUUGGAAGCAGAUGUCAACAAGGUCGCAGAGGCCGCGCGGCCGUUCCUCACCGGCGAGGCGGAAACCUUGGCCGAGGACGCCAUCGCAGACGGGGUUCGCACGCUCGGCGAGCUCGAGCGCGACGCCCAGACGCGCCUCAGUGCGGCUUGGCUGCUCGCCAACCGGGCCACGCAAGACGCAAGAGCUUUCCCAGAGAUGUCCGAGGCUCUCGUGCCUGUGCACACUAAGCUGUCGGCGUUGGGGGCGGAACUUGCCAAGGCGAGGGUUGCGGCCAGUUCCUUCGACAGCAUCGUGGCGGCCAAGUUUGUCAACCAGCAGGUUUCCAAAGUGCUCGAGGAGAUGGAGGCCGAGCUCGAGACGGCUCGCGCUGCGUGCGCGCCGCUGCUCGAGAAGGGGGGAGACGAGUUCCUCGUCGCCGCCAGCGUCGCGAGGCUGGGCGCGGGGCUGCAGGAGCACAUGGACGAGAAGGGGCUGUCCAAGGAGGCGCUGCUCGAGCAGCUCUCGAGCGAGACGCUCUUCGCCGACUUCCUGCGGGCGCUCCCCGGCGCGUCCGGGCGGGAGGACCUCUCCUUCCCCGAGCUGCGCCGCGCCGCGAUGUUCCGGCGGCUGGACGCGGACGGCGACGGCAAGCUGAGCGCGCAGGACCUCGUGGCGUUGUUCCGGCAGGACUACGCCUGCCUGCGGGAGGUGCCGGUCACCGAUUCCUUCGAGGUGAAGAAGGCCACCACCGUGGCGAAGCUGAGGCCUGGCGACGUCGUGGAGGGCGUGGGCAGCCCGCGCCUCGAGGCGUCGGGCGCCCUGCGCGUCGAGUGCCGCCUGCCCGCGGGGGCGGGCAAUGGCUUCGUGACAGUCUCGGAGGGCCCCGGCGCCUUCCUGAAGCACCACACGCCGUUCGACGCCUUCUGCGCCUCCGCGGAGGCGGCCGUGGACGCAGCGACCAAGUCGAUGGGGACCCUCGGGUUCCAGAUCAACGCGCGUCUCGGCGAGCUCCCCAGGGCCGCCCCGCCGGGAGCCAAGGGCGCAGAGAGGCGCGACGCGCGCCUGGCAGAGCUGCGCGCCAGCUGCACCGCGCAGGCGCAACGGGCCGGCGCGGCGCAGGCGGGCGUGCUCGCGCUGCGGAAGGCCUUGGCAGCGGAGAGGGCCAGCUUCGCGAGGAAGCAGGCUGCGGAGGACGCGGUGCACGACCUCGCCAGAGAGCGACGAGAGGCGGCCGCCGUGUUGGGACCCGCCGCCGAGCGCGCGCGAGCGGUGCAGGCGGCCCUGAGGGCGCUGAGGGACGCGGCAGAGCCGCUCGGCAAGGCGGAAGGGGAGGCGCUGGAGGCGUCCACAGCUCCAGCGGAGGUGCUGCAGGAGGCCACGCGGCUCGUCACCGCCCUGGCCGCCGCCGUGGCCGCCGCCAGGAGGGCGCUGGCGGAGGAGGUGGGGCGCCUUGCUGGCGCCACGAGCGGCCCGAGGCUGGAGGCCAGGGAGACCUUGGCCACCUACCUGGGCGACGCCGACGCGGCAGACAGGGCGGGGCAGCAGGUGUUCGCCAUGGUGCGCUCGAAGUGCGCCAUCCUCGUGGACGCGUGCUGGUCUGCAGGCGGCGCUGCUCUGCGGGCCCUGCGGGACCCCGAGCAGCUCUUCGAGGAGCUGGCCUCGAGCGACGGCCGCAUCCCAGAGGAGGCCUUCUGCAAGCAGCUCGGGUCCUUGGAGGACGCCCCUGUGCGGCCAGAGCACGCGAGGCUCCUGUGCUCGUGGCUGGGGCAGGGCGGGGUCAGCAGGUUUGCGUUCCUGAAGUUCGCGCAGCGCUUCUACCGGGUCAGGAAGGACAGCGUCCUCUCCGAGGAGCUCCACAUCGGCUCCUCCCGAAUGGUGCGCAGGCUCGAGGUGGACGAGCUGCUCCUGCAGCUGGGUGCCUCCGCCACCGAUGAGAAGGCCGGCGUGGAGCGAAUCCACGCGCGUGCACUGCGCGACGGUGCGAUGGGUUGGGUGACGCUGACGGGCAACAAGGGUUCGCCCUACCUUGAGGAGGCGGAGAAGCCGGCGUACCUCUGCACGGCAGACAUGCUUUUGGACGCGGAUGGCGGCGACGCUGGCCCAAAGGUCACGCGCACUCUCAGGGCUGGCGAGGUUGUCGAGCUGCUGGACGGCCCGCGCGAGCCCGGGCUGCGUUGCCGUGGCCGCCCGCUCGGCGGGGGCGCCGUUGGCUGGUUCACGCUCGGCGCGGCCACCGCGCCGUGGAAGCCCGUCUACAGGUGCCUGAGGGCCACUCCCCUGCUCAAGCAGGCUGCUGCAGAAGAGGCGGAGCCCAUCCGCAGCCUCGCCGAGGGCGAGACCCUGGAGCUCCUGGACGGGCCCCGGGCCUGCGAAGGAGGCGCCGUGCGCAUGCUGGGUCGCGCGCUGCGGGACGGAGCCGUCGGCUGGGCUGCCGUCAGGGAAGCCGGGGGUCUCAAGGCCCUGGCGUCGCUGGCGGAGAGAUCGGCUGCCAGCAGCUGCAUGGCGUCCUCCAAGGCGGCCAGCCUGGCGUCGCUGGAGGUCCCCCUGGCGGCCUUCAGCAAGGCCCCUGCCGAGGGGCCUCCAGCGGCCUUCAGCAAGGCCACGGCCGAGGGGCCCCCAGCGGCCUUCAGCAGGGGCCCGGCCGAGGGCCCCCCGACGCUCAGCAAGGCCGCCGCCGUCGAGGGGCCCCCGACGCUCAGCAAGGCCGCCGCGGCCGAGGGCCCCCCGGCGGCCUUCUGCAAGGCCGCCCCGGACCGGCCCGCGUUCAGCAAGGCGGGCCUGGCGGCGCCGCCGGCGGGCCCGCGGCCAGGAUGAGCUCUGGCGCGUGGCGGCGGGGCAG
Molecule: messenger RNA, 4913 nt
Organism: Prorocentrum cordatum
Lineage: Eukaryota; Dinophyceae; Prorocentrales; Prorocentraceae
Source: the annotation of a GenBank genome assembly